CGACCUCCUUCAACCACCCUCCAACGAGUAACAACGUUUGCAGGCUGGGAACUAUACGGGAUCGUAUGGUGAAUUGGGAGGGCGCCAUCCGACAACUAUACGGAGAUCAUUUCCGGAGGUACAUUUCGGAUACGAAGUGGAGCGGUGUCCCACCAUCCGGAAUCGUACAGCAGAUAUAAGGAGGAGCGGGAGGAGGAGCGAGACGCGGAGCCGGAGGAGCAGGAGGAGGGAUGGGAAAAGGAGCGGGAAAAGGAGUGGGAGGAACGGGAGCAGGUGCGGGAGAAGGAGCGGGACGGGAAAUGCGAAGGGGCGGAGGAGCCGCGGGAGGAGGAGCUGGAGAAGGAGCGGCAGGGGAAACGGGGAGGGGGUUAGGAGCGGGAGACGGAGCACGAGGAAAAAUGAGAAGGGGCGGAGGAGUCUCGGCAGGAGGGGCGGUAGGAGGAGCGGGAGGAGGAGCGGGAGGGGAAACUGGGAGGGGAGUGGGAGGAGGAGGUUAUGCAAGCGGGAGGAGGAGGUUGUGCAAGCGGGAGGAGGAGGUUGUGCAAGCGGGACGAGGAGGUCAGAAGAGGGGAAGGACGAGAUCGCACAAGGGGGAGGAGGUAGGAAGACAGAUUGGAGGAGGUGGCACGAGGGGGAGAAGGAGGUCGCACAAGGAGGAGGUCGUGCGAGGGGAAGCGGACGUCGCACAAGGGGGAGGAGGUCAGAAUAGAGGUGGGAGGAGUUCGUGCGUGGUGGAUGAGGAGGGGGAAGAGGACGCAGGAGGGGGAGGAGGAGGUCGCACAAGGAUUAGGAGGUCGCGCGAGGGAAGAAGGGUCGGAAGAGAGGGAGGAAGUCGCACGGGGGGAGGAGGGGGUCGCGCGAGGGGUAGGAAGAGGUCGCACAAGGAAGAGGAGGAGGUCGCGCAGAGGUUGCGUAAGGGGGAGGGGGAGAUCGGAACACGGAGUGGCAGGGGGAGGAGCAGUUCGCACAAGGACAAGCAAGAGGUUGCACAAGGGGGAAGAGGAGGUGGCACAAGGGAGAGGAGGAGGUCGGAAGAGGGGGAGGAGCAGGUCGCAAGAGGAGGACGAGAGGUUGCAGCGGAGGUCAAGGGAGGUUGGAGGAGGUCGCGCGAGUGGUUUGAGGAGGCCAGACGAGGACACAUGAGCGAGAGGAGGAGGUGGUGUAAGGAGGAGGAGGAGCUGGAUGAGGUCGGAAGAGAGGUGUGAGAAGGUCGCACAAGGGGGAGGACGCAGUGCAAAGGGGAGGAGUGGGUCAUGGGAGGGGUAGGAGCAGAUCGCAUGCUGGGGACGAG
Chara braunii is the source of this 1291-nucleotide messenger RNA. The record is from the annotation of a GenBank genome assembly. Lineage: Eukaryota; Viridiplantae; Streptophyta; Charophyceae; Charales; Characeae.